GAUGCUGAAAUAGCAGCAGUGAGAGGAGACUGAACUCAGUGUGAAACAUCCAGCUUGUGGCUCUGCUGAACUCUUGAGAUGACAAUAGGGAGCAUGGAGAACGUGGAGGUGUUCACUUCGGAGGGCAAGGGCAGGGGGCUAAAGGCCACGAAGGAGUUCUGGGCUGCCGAUGUCAUCUUCGCUGAGCGGGCUUACUCAGCGGUGGUUUUUGACAGCCUUGUUAACUUUGUGUGCCACACCUGCUUCAAGAGACAGGAGAAGCUCCACCGCUGCGGGCAGUGCAAGUUCGCCCACUACUGUGACCGCACCUGCCAGAAGGAUGCUUGGCUGAACCACAAAAAUGAGUGUUUGGCCAUCAAGAGACAUGGGAAAGUGCCUAACGAGAACAUCAGGCUGGCAGCGCGCAUCAUGUGGCGAGUGGAGAGAGAGGGCACGGGGCUCACGGAAGGCUGCCUGGUCUCCGUGGAUGACUUGCAGAACCACGUGGAUCAAUUUGGGGAGGAGGAGCAGAAGGAGCUGCGGGUGGACGUGGAUGCGUUCUUGCAGUACUGGCCGCCGCAGAGCCAGCAGUUCAGCAUGCAGUACAUCUCGCACAUCUUUGGUGUGAUCAACUGCAAUGGUUUCACUCUCAGUGACCAGAGAGGCCUGCAGGCUGUGGGUGUGGGCAUCUUUCCUAACCUGGGCCUGGUGAACCACAACUGUUGGCCCAACUGCACUGUCAUAUUUAACAAUGGCAAUCAUGAGGCAGUGAAAUCCAUGUUUCACACCCAGAUGAGGAUCGAGCUGCGGGCCCUGGGCAAAAUCUCAGAAGGGGAGGAGCUCACAGUGUCCUAUAUCGACUUCCUCAACCUGAGCGAAGAACGCAAGAAGCAGCUGAAGAAGCAAUACUACUUUGACUGCACCUGCGAGCAUUGCCAAAAAGGGCUGAAGGACGACCUCUUCCUGGGGGUGAAGGACAACCCCAAGCCAUCUCAGGAACAGGUGAAAGAGAUGACUCAACACUGCAAGGAUACUCUGGAGAAAAUAGACAAGGCUCGCUCGGAGGGUUUGUACCAUGAGGUUGUGAAAUUAUGCCGCGACUGCCUGCAGAAGCAGGAGCCCGUGUUUGCCGACACCAACCUUUACACACUGCGGAUGCUGAGCAUCGUGUCUGAGGUCCUGUCCUACCUCCAGGCCUUUGAGGAGGCCUCGCACUAUGCCAAGAGGAUGGUGGAUGGCUAUAUGAAGCUCUACCACCCCAACAAUGCCCAACUGGGCAUGGCCGUGAUGCGGGCAGGGUUGACCAACUGGCAUGCUGGCAACAUUGAGGUGGGGCAUGGGAUGAUCUGCAAAGCCUAUGCCAUUCUCCUGGUGACACAUGGACCCUCGCAUCCCAUCACCAAGGACUUAGAGGGCAUGCGCAUGCAGACGGAGAUGGAGUUGCGCAUGUUCCGCCAGAAUGAAUUCAUGUACUACAAGAUGCGGGAGGCCGCCCUCAACAACCAGCCCAUGCAGGUCAUGGCUGAGCCCAGCAAUGAGCCAGCUCCAGCUCUGUUCCACAAGAAGCAGUAGGGACUCUCCAAGCUGGGGUUGGGGAGGGAGGUGGGCAAUGUGGGGAUCUGAGGAG
Ochotona curzoniae (black-lipped pika) is the source of this 1606-nucleotide messenger RNA. RefSeq names its product SET and MYND domain containing 1 (gene SMYD1). Gene Ontology annotation, cellular component: nucleus. The transcript is spliced from 10 exons. Gene Ontology annotation, molecular function: protein binding; histone H3K4 methyltransferase activity. Lineage: Eukaryota; Metazoa; Chordata; Mammalia; Lagomorpha; Ochotonidae. The coding region runs from base 79 to 1551 and encodes 490 amino acids. The record is from RefSeq and is a predicted model, not a curated record.